Messenger RNA from Alnus glutinosa, 1168 nucleotides. Its product is annotated as peroxidase 4-like. Gene Ontology annotation, molecular function: heme binding; peroxidase activity. Lineage: Eukaryota; Viridiplantae; Streptophyta; Magnoliopsida; Fagales; Betulaceae. Gene Ontology annotation, biological process: hydrogen peroxide catabolic process; response to oxidative stress. The coding region runs from base 57 to 1025 and encodes 322 amino acids. The record is from RefSeq and is a predicted model, not a curated record. The transcript is spliced from 4 exons.
GCGGCUGUUUUCAUACUAGGUGGUUAUAAGGCAAUGCCCUUCUGCAGGAGUGUUGCAUGGCUUCCAACUUAGUUGUGCUUGUUUUUUUGGUCCUGAUCAUUGCUUUGAGCGCAUUUCUCAAAGCUGAUGGAAAGCUUUCCCCAAAACACUACUCGUGCGAAUGCCCCAAAGCGUCAUCUAUUGUUGAGGCAGAAGUUAGAGCAGCCAUACAACGUGAAAAACGUAUUGGGGCUUCUUUACUCCGCUUGCAUUUCCACGAUUGCUUUGUAAAUGGCUGUGACGCAUCAGUACUGUUGGAUGAUGAUAUUGCGGGCAGCUUUGUAGGAGAGAAGACAGCAGGACCCAACAAUAACUCGCUUAGAGGAUUCAAUGUAGUUGAUGACAUUAAAGCCAAGUUAGAGAAGGCAUGCCCCGGAGUGGUGUCCUGUGCUGAUAUUCUUGCUUUGGCUGCUCGAGACUCCGUUGUUUAUUUAGGUGGUCCUUCUUGGAAAGUUGGGCUGGGAAGAAGAGAUUCGCUCACUGCUAACAUUACUGCCGCCAACACGUUUAUCCCUUCACCCACUUCCAACCUAACCGCUCUGGUAUCGAGCUUCGCUGUACAGGGACUCUCAUUUAAGGACAUGGUAGCUCUUUCAGGUUCACACACCAUUGGGCGGGCUAGAUGCACAUCAUUCAGUACACGCAUAUACAAUGAGUCCAGUAUUGAUUCCUCCUUCGCCAAGGCACUGCAGCGCAAGUGCCCGUUAAGCGGCAUUAAUGACAACGAGGUUGCGCCCCUUGACAUCCGAACCUCGACCCAUUUUGAUAUUCAGUAUUACAAGAAUUUGUUGAAUAAAAAGGGUCUUCUUCAUUCAGAUCAGGAGCUCUAUAAUGGCACUUCCGCUGAUUCUCGGGUUAAAAAAUAUGCUGCCGACACUACUCGAUUUUUCAAGGACUUCGCCCGUGCUAUGGUCAAAAUGGGCAAAAUCAAGCCUCUCACGGGAAGCAAAGGAGAGAUAAGAAUCAAUUGUAGAAAACCCAAUUAGAAACUGUACGUUUGCCUAUAAAUUAUGCAUGUAAAAUAACCACCCUUUUCGGUCUGUCCAAAAUUCAUUAUGUGCAAUACUGCAAUCUAUCUUCCAUCUUGACAGAUGGCUAUGUUUAUCAAUAAAACUCCUAGUUUAUGCUA